AUUACUAAAUUAGUCACUUUACAAGUUCCUGAAAACACAAAUAAAGAACGUAAACAUUUUAAAUAAAAUCGAAUGUCUCUUUGGAAUAGUUUUCAUGAUAUUUGGACUCCUAGUGGAAAACAAUUUAUUUUUUAACCAUUCGAAUUCGAAUAAUAACCAUUAAAAUAAAUUUAAACACGCCGAUUAAGUUAAUAACUUUCGAGAUAAGUUUCUAAAAUAUAAUAAAGUAUUGAUAACAAAUAAAAAAUUUUGGAAGAAACAUUUAUGCCUAAAAAAGUUUAAACAAUCACAACAUAUUUGUAAAUUAAAGAAGCACCACAACAAAAGAGUCCAUCAAUACUCAAUUCUAAGAGAACUGAAUCUCGCAUUCAAACAUCAAGAACCUAAUCAGCAACACCUAUGAUGAGACACUCUAAAAAACACUAAAAAACUAUUGAAAUCAGAGAUACGAGAGGAUUACAAAUCGAAAAAUGUUUAUUGUAUGAUCGUUUUCAAAAGGAAAAGAUUAAGUUAGAUUAUACGCAGGUACCGUAGCGAAGACAAAAAUCAAUUAAUGAAUCACAUUCUUAUAAUUAUAAUAAAGUUUAGUACAAACAAUCGAUUACUCUAGCUAAAUGGGACUAAAGCGAGAAAUCAGACGAAAUAUUUUGAUUAUUUUUAAUAUAAGAC
Paramecium sonneborni is the source of this 669-nucleotide messenger RNA. The record is from the annotation of a GenBank genome assembly. NCBI's taxonomy places the organism in Eukaryota, Ciliophora, Oligohymenophorea, Peniculida, Parameciidae.